Molecule: messenger RNA, 450 nt
Organism: Lactuca saligna
Lineage: Eukaryota; Viridiplantae; Streptophyta; Magnoliopsida; Asterales; Asteraceae
Source: the annotation of a GenBank genome assembly
AUGUUCAGGAAAACAUCUGUAAGUUUGCAAAAAAAACGUCUCACCCUAUCCCAUAUUGGUGUUAUUCUUCAUCAUUCCCAUGGUAUUGCUCAGGUGAAUAGCGUAACUGGGAGCAAGAUUCUCAUGAUUCUCAAAGCAAAUAUGAGACAUCCUUUGAUGGUUGUUGCAACAGCAGAUAGAAAUCUUAUAGCAUUCAACUUACGAAACACCCAGGUGGGAUCCAUUAAAGGAAGGGUAGGUGUGCAUCAUCUUGAUGAACAACAAAGUAGUAAAAAUUUCACAUUUAAAUGCGAUAGAGAAGGAAACGAAAUUUAUUUUGUCAAUUCUCUUAACUUCCAUCUUGUUCAUCAAACUUUUGCAACUGCAGGAUCUGAUGGUGCUUUUAACUUUUGGGACAAAGAUAGAAAACAAAGAUUAAAGAGUGAAGACACAAGAAUGUGGAAGAAAUGA